GUAUUUUUUUUUUGCAAAGGACUGAAUUUGUAACUUAAAUGAAAUGAGCCAGGAACUUCCUCCUCACUUCUGACACAUCUGCAUUUGCUAUACUACUGUGAUUGAGCUGCAGCUUGUAAGUUUGCUAUGCAAUGGUGUGAGGCUUGGUACGCACGUAUGCACUGGCUGGGUCCAAACAUGUCAGGAAGUUUUAUAGUUCUACAUUUGGUGAAUCUGACCUGCACAUUCUGAAAUAACAGAAUCUCUGGAUGUCCUGCUCCUAAAUUGUCAACAAUAACUACGGAGUGUGCUGGUACCUUUCACUCCUUAGUAGCACAAUACUUCAUCUUUGUCAUUGAGUUUUAUUGGGUCACUAUCGCAUACAAGAGAUAGUUCCAUGAAGUCAGAUGCAAAGGCUACCACCUACUGUGUGACUUCCUUCUUCAGUAUAAAUGCAGAAGAGGUUAUUUCACUUUGGAAAGUCUAUUGAAUGAUGUCAACCUAUUGAGGUUAAAUGGCAUGAACUCAAGUUGUCCUACACUUAGAGUAAUUGGUUUGCAGCAAUAUGAGUAUGGAAACUACUUCCAGAAGGUCUCGUAGGUCUGACCGCAAGCUUCCAGCCCGUUACCGUGAUGAUUCUAUAGCAGUUUCACCAACCGCCCAGCAAAGAACAAGAACCCUUACGCAGACUAGAAAGUUAAAAGGUAAAAAAUGUGUUUCAACUCUGCAAUCUGUUGGUAAUAUGUCAUCAGUUAACACUCCUGAAAACCAAAUACCAAGCUUUAAAAAGGAGCCAGAUGCAUUGCAGAUUGAGGGUUCACCUCUCAAGGGAGAUGGUAAAAUCACAAAAGAAGUGCUUCAAUGUGAAACCAGUGAACAUACAUUUACCAAGCACAACAAUUUAUCCACUGAAGCUGUCAUGGAAGAAGAUGAUGUUGACAAGAAAGUACAAAUGUUAGAAGCUCAACCUCCUAGAAAAGAACGAAAAAUUUGUAACAUAUGUGAGAAGAGCUUUGUCGACAAGUAUACACUCUUGGUGCAUCUCCGCACACAUACAGGGGAAAGACCCUACCAUUGUACUCUCUGUGACAUGAAGUUCUCUCAAAGAAGCACAUUACAGUUUCAUAUGGACACACAUUCUUGUACAAAGCAUGAAUGCUCUGUUUGUGGCUACAAGUUUACACAGGCAAGGAGUCUUAAGAGACACAUGUAUUUUCACACUGGAAAUAAAGAGAUGAAAAGAAAAUUGGUCAACCAGGAUUUGAAAAAAGUGUAUGUUACUACUGUUGAGGAAGCAGGAAAGAACAUGACUGAACUUUGUGAUAAAAAUAGGUUGUUUGUGCAGAUGUAUGAAUGUAAAUUCUGUAAUAAACAUUUUAAAAGAGUUGCUGAGCUGAAAGUGCAUUUACGUGUACAUACAAAUGAGCGCCCAUAUUGCUGUAAAAUUUGUGGGAAAUCUUUCAAGCAAUUGUGUCACUUAAAUGGUCAUCAGAAAACUCAUGACAAAUCAGGAAGCUUUGCAUGUAUGGAUUGUGGUAGCCAUUUCUCUCAGUUAGAGAAUCUUCAAAGGCAUCAAGCUAACAAGAUAUGUGCGGGAGGGAAGGUAUUAUGUAGGAAGAGAGGUAGGCCUCGUAAAAUUGUUAAUAUUGAGCAGAAACAUGAUGAGAGCAAAGUGGUAGUCACUGAUGAGACCGAUAUACAUGUAGCUGAUAACAGUUCUUCACAACAAGCUUUAGAAAAUGUACAGGUACAUGAAUAUGUUGAUGACAUGAAGUCUUCAGAAGAUAUCAAAUUUGUUGGUAGUGGCCCUUUUGUAAACAAAGAACAGUGUGCGAAUGUAUGUGAACUAUGUGGACAUGCCUUAGGAAAGAAUGAUCAACAACACAACUGCUCAAAUGGAAAUGAAGAAACAGUCUUUUGUGAUAUAUGCAACAAGAAAUUCAGGUCAUUGAACUCUCUAAAUGAACAUUUAAAAUCUCAUUCCCAACAUAAGCCGUACUCAUGUGAAAAUUGUAACAAAAGGUUCAAAACCCUGAGAAGCCAGCAGAAUCAUGCCGGGAGAAACUGCUGUACUGGCCAUCGUCCAUAUCAAUGUGAUGCAUGUGGAAAGUCCUUCAUGUAUUCAAGAUAUUUGAAGACCCAUCGAUGUCUUGAUACGCCUGUCAAGGUUUACUCAUGUGGUGAUUGUGGAAAGAUGUAUAGGAGACGAGAUCGCUUAAUAGAACACAUGCGUGCACAUACAGGAGAGAGACCAUUUGUCUGCACUAUAUGUGACAAAACAUUCGCAAAAAUUGCAAAUUUUAGGUUGCAUCAGCGAGUACAUACAGGGGAAAAGAAAUAUGAAUGUUCGCAUUGUAAGAAACGCUUUGCUCAUAAUAGUACACUCCGUUAUCAUGAGACUACACACAAAACUGAAAAAGCCUUCCAAUGUGACCAAUGUGACAAGCAGUUUCCAAGGUUGAAUGCUCUUCAAGCCCAUAAGCAAGUUUGCCAUGUACAUCGAGAUGAUCAAGUUACAAGGAAUGGGUAUAUGUGUGGAAAUUGUGGCAAGGUGUAUCAGCAUCUAAAAAGGCUGAUGAAACAUCACUGUGAGGCAACCAGUGGGAAACGAUUUGUUUGUAAGUUUUGUUGUAAGCAGUUUGACAGGGAGAAGCAGUUGGAUGUUCAUCUGCGGAUACAUACAGGAGAAAAGCCAUAUAAAUGUGACAAAUGUGGGAAAGGAUUCUCUCAGUCUGGUGGCCUCACAGAUCACAUGGUCUGCCAUACUCGUGAAAAGAAGUUCCAGUGUGACCUUUGUGGUGCUAAGUUUUUACGAAUGAAAAGUUUACGCAAACACAAACUUAUCAUUCAUACUGGUGUUGAACCACAGAUCUGUAAACUCUGUGGGGCAACUUUUAAGUACUAUAAAGCGUUGAAGAAACAUGAGGCUAUUCAUGAAACGGAAUCAAGGAACUUCACAGACAUCCUUGAAGACAUUGAACAUGCUAUUAACAAUGCAUCAACAACACAGGUAGAACCAUCAAAUGAAGGUACUGUUGUGCAUGUAGUUAGUGAUAUUGAUCAGAUUGACCAAGUGGCUGAAGUGGUAGUCCAGGAAGAUGGAACUUGUCAAGAAGUUAUCAUUGCAGAUCAUCCAGGAGAUGGCCAUGUAUUUCACUUAUUACAUGAUCCAGAACAGCUUGAAAUUGAGCAGAGUAUCCAAGAAAUUCAGAUUCAGGCUCAGCUAGAGCAAGAAGUAGACAUGACACAUCAGGUUUUAACUCCUGAUGUUACAGCAGUAGACUAUCAUGAAGAAGUUGUUUCUGCAUCCUAAAAAAAAGAAAUCUGAACUGUGAAUUGUUAUUUGUGAUAAGUUCUUUUUGCAUUAGUCCAAUAAAUAUGGUCAUGAAUGAAUAUGUAUAAUGAAUAUUGACAUGAUACAUUUUCUGCAUUUAAUAAAGUUUAACACAUGUUUAAGGAUUUUGGUUGAGGAUUUUGGUUGCAUAAUCACCUCUGCACUGUGUAUUAUAUUCCCUGCUUAUUUAUUAAAGGACCUCCAUCAUGAACUAUAACUGUACAUGCACGGUUUGGUAAUAUAGAAAUCAUUUAUGAUACUCAUUUACCUUUGUAAGAUUUUGAUAGAGUAAAUGCCAGGCUCUUUAAAAUUCUUGUUGUCAUAUAGGCCUAUAUAUAUCUAUUCCUAUAUGUUACAGUUCAUGCCAAUGAAAGAUAUAAACCAAAUAAAUAUGGCCUUCAGAGGUUAUGGUAAAAUUAUGUUCGUGUGACUUCCAAAACCAUAGUUCAACACCCCCCCCCCCGGCAACCUUAUAAUUUGUUGCCUUUGAUAGUAGAGCUAUUAUCCAUGGUACAGUAAGUGUUCAUUAUGGUUGCUGAAAGUAAUGGACUUUUGUUCCCAAACUUGCAAGUUACCUAUAAUUAAAGAUCUACUGUAUGGCAUAAGGAUUUCAAGACAGCAUGAAAUAUCAAGUGAAAGUAUUAUAAACUUCAUGUGAUUUUUUUAAAAUGCUUAAUCUUUUUAUGAUUUUACGUAAAUGGCUACAAACGGAAUAGAAAAAAAGCAGUAAACAUUUAAGACCAUUUGCAAUUUUUUUCCCUGUAAUGUACCAUGUAACAAAAAUUACAAUAGAGAGAAGAAAAGUAUGUAGUUAAGAGAUGGGUAAAAUGAUGAGAAGAGAAGGGUUACAUUGAGGCUGAUCACAUCUUUACCAUGUUUGCUUCUUUCCUUUCCAGUGCUAUG
Lytechinus variegatus (green sea urchin) is the source of this 4216-nucleotide messenger RNA. Its product is annotated as zinc finger protein 616-like. Gene Ontology annotation, molecular function: DNA-binding transcription factor activity; RNA polymerase II cis-regulatory region sequence-specific DNA binding. NCBI's taxonomy places the organism in Eukaryota, Metazoa, Echinodermata, Echinoidea, Temnopleuroida, Toxopneustidae. Gene Ontology annotation, biological process: regulation of transcription by RNA polymerase II. The record is from RefSeq and is a predicted model, not a curated record. The coding region runs from base 545 to 3292 and encodes 915 amino acids. The transcript is spliced from 2 exons.